This is a messenger RNA of Drosophila biarmipes, 1105 nucleotides long. It is a transcript of the gene Rab21, whose product is annotated as ras-related protein Rab-21. Lineage: Eukaryota; Metazoa; Arthropoda; Insecta; Diptera; Drosophilidae. The record is from RefSeq and is a predicted model, not a curated record. Gene Ontology annotation, molecular function: GTPase activity; GTP binding. Gene Ontology annotation, biological process: Rab protein signal transduction. The transcript has 2 exons. Bases 156 to 824 code for a protein of 222 amino acids.
ACCAAGUGCCAUUCCAUUAGUGCUGUACGGCAGCCACACUGGCGGACGUAUAUAAUCAAAAUUUGGCAUUUUCUUGUUUUUUGUUUUGUUUUUCCGUGUCCCCUUUGAAAACCGAUGUGCAUCCAGACAGGAAACCUUGAAAUCGGAAACCCACAAUGAGCACGCGCAGAACAAAGAGCAGUCCAACGCUUAAUUUCAAGGCGGUGCUUCUGGGUGAAGGUUGUGUGGGCAAAACGUCGCUUGUGCUGCGCUACAUGGAGGACCGGUUCAAUGCUCAGCACUUAAGCACCCUACAGGCCUCCUUUGUGACUCGCAAGGUGUCGCUGGAGGACGGGAGAAGGGCUCAGUUGAAUAUCUGGGACACGGCUGGACAGGAGCGAUUCCACGCCCUGGGACCCAUUUACUACCGAGGAUCCGAUGGUGCCCUGUUAGUCUACGACAUAACAGACCAGGACUCGUUCCAGAAGGUCAAGUCCUGGGUGCGGGAGCUCCGGCAAAUGCGCGGCACGAAGAUUGCCUUGAUAAUCGUAGGCAACAAGACUGAUUUGAGUGAACAUAGGGCGGUGGCGCAUGAGGAGGCCCUCCAAUAUGCGCGCACGGUUGGCGCCCAGUAUGUGGAGACCUCAGCUAAGGAGAACGAGGGUGUGUCCGAUCUAUUUGAUCUGUUGACCCAUCUGAUGCUGGAGCAGAUCAGCCAGCGGGAGCCCGACGCGAGUCCACUGCGCCUCGAGCACGCGGACUCGGAUGGCCCUUGCAACUCUGACGGCUCAGAGGUCCUGGAUGGCGGCGACCCUGCGGGCCAGCGAUCCUGCUGCGGCAUUUAGCCGCCUCCAUUGUGAUAGUAUCAUAAUUAUGUGCUAGUACCCUGUAGCCGAUGUUUAUUUUGUGUAUAUGUAUAUUGUAUAUUUACUUAUAGUGCGUGUGUUUCUGUUAUCAAAUAACUCCAGUUCUCUUGAUCCUCAGUAAUGUUUUCCAAACUGCCCAGGCAUUUUUGUUUCGAUUUUGGCACCUAGUUUAUGCACGAAUUGUAGUAUUUGUCCAUUCCCGACAUUCGAGUCUUCUCACUCUUUCAGUGCGCCAAGCAAUAAAUUAUUUUUUAAUUGCA